Messenger RNA from Rotaria sp. Silwood2, 918 nucleotides. Lineage: Eukaryota; Metazoa; Rotifera; Eurotatoria; Philodinida; Philodinidae. The record is from the annotation of a GenBank genome assembly.
AUGAUCAAUCCUGUACUUCAAAAGACAAGACGUUCUAUCAGUAUUGAAUAUUUACGAGAGAUUUCAUUUCUUAUUCAUCAACUUGAAUGUAUUGAGCUAGACAGAUUACUAUGGACUACAUAUUUACGUUCUGGUACAGGUACAUUAAAGCCACAAUCAACUACUACACUCUCAUUGUGGCCUGUACAAGUCAAAACAAAAAUGAUUGCUUGUGGUCGAACACCUGUAUCUGAUCCAAAUGAAAUAGAUCAUGAUUCUUCUCAAUUGAAAGAAAGAAAACAACAUUUAAACAACUAUUGGGCAUAUGAAAUCGAAGAAGCUAUCACAAAAUUUGUUCAACAACAUGUCAUACCAUUAUAUAAAGUACCCACAGAAGGACUCAUUGCUACUGUCAAAUAUGAUUAUAAUGAUCGAUUAAUUCAAAUAGAAUAUGAUCAACAAAAUCCGAAUGAAUAUCAAAAACAAAUAUUUGAAAAUCUUACUCAAGUUAAAUAUGAAAAAGAAACAGCUAAAUUUGAUGUUGCUAUAUUGAAACAUCGUAUUGUUUAUAAUCAUUUACCACAAUCAUUUGAAUCACUUCAAAUACCUGCGCCCAUCUCCUUAGAUACAAUUAUUGAUAGAACUACUCGUCAACGUUUAACAGAUCAAUGUGAGAAAAUUUUACAACGAACAAAAUCUGACAUGAUGAUGGUUUAUAUCACCACAGCCGAAGCAAAAAUGAAUGAAUAUCAAAAUAAAUUUGAUACUGACUUGGCUAAAAUGAAAGAAAAUCAACGUACCAGUUCACAACAUCAGAAAUUAACUCAUACUAUGUUGGAUAUUAUGGAACGACGUUUCAAAAAUAUAAAUGAACGUCUUAUAUGUCUUUACAAAUUAAAAUUACGUUUUUUCGUCAAAGCUCCGACGGUCAAGAAUUAG